ACCUGAGGUUCAACUUCCAUUAAUUGAGUUCGGGGCACGACUAUCUCUGCCUAUUAAAUCUCGAUGAAUCUGCUCGUGAUUACUUCGCGCUGAUCUGACGUCGCACUGCUUGAGCGAACUGCGACAUUGAGUCGAAGUUUCUUCCAACGCCAAAUCAUUGAAGCAACUGCUUCCUAAUACACACCAAGGCAUACCGAACACCAUUUCCAGCAGUCGACGAUUCGCGAGCUGUAUCGCCACCGUUGUGUCGCUGUAGACGGACACUACACUGCCCUUAGCUGCAAUCACUUCUGCAAGUACCAGCUGAUUGGCUUCGUAACAACCAAAGUCCAUGGAGCCUCAACCAACGACAUCGACCGGUCCUGGGGAUGCUACCCCUCAGUCUCGGGACCCUCGCUCAGGCAGCGCAGGCAGUCUAAGCUCUUCAGCGUCAACAAGCGCAGCUCCACAGAGAUCGCCCUCGGUUUCGAGUAUCAAUCGUUCUGCCCAUCGACAGAGCUUCGCUGAAAACCUACGCAACAUUCCCCCGUCUCCAAGGCAACGACACCCCUCGUUGACGCAAGCUGCAGUUCAAGACCUUCUCAACAAUCCUCCGGUUGCGAAUAGGCACUUACACUCAAAAUUUGCCAACCGCGAAUGGCGUGACAUUACUGUUGGGGAGCUGGUCUCUCCUGCUGACGUGCGAUGGGCCGAAAUGGACACUACUGUUGAGGAAGCUACCAUGUUGCUUUUGAAGAGUCGCCCGACCGUCGUUCUGAUUCGCGAGAACGCCCAAUCCAGCGCCGCCGUCUCGACAUUCGAUUUCAAGGAUCUCAAUGCCUAUCUGCUAGUUGUGGUUGGACUGGCGAAGCCCGAGGAAGAUCAAAUCGAGGCUUCGAACAACGUCGCUGAAAAGGCACAGAAAGGAGAAUCCAUCACCUUGAGGGAGAUCCAACCGUUGUGCCGCAAAGAGGCACUGGUGACGCUGCCGUCGCUGAGCAACCUCGCUCAAGCCAUGGAAGUGCUCGGAAGCGGAGUCCACCGACUAUUAGUGACAAAUGAAGCAGAGGAAGCAGUCGGUAUAAUGAGUCAAUUACGCCUCGUCGAGUUCUUUUGGAACGAAGGCGUCAACUUUGCUUCCAUCGAUCAACUUUACCCGCUGAGUCUUAAGGAUCUGAGCAUAGGGACAAAAGACACGAUAUCCGUGAGCUGUGAUGCUCCGCUUUCCGAGGCCUUGACAAAGAUGAAUGAGGAAGGGCUGACAAGCAUCGCCGUCGUGGAUAACGGACACAAUGUGGUUGGCAACAUAUCGACACGCGACGUGCGACACCUUACCAACUCGUCGAGUGCGCAUCUGCUAUCCGAUUCUUGCAUUCAUUUCAUCUCCGUCAUCUUGAAUGAAAGGGGCGUGGAAAACGGGAAGGAUGCUUUCCCAGUCUUCUACGUCAACCCCUACUCAACACUGGCCCAUACGGUAGCCAAACUGGUAGCGACCAGAUCCCACAGGAUGUGGAUUGUCGAAUCGGCAUCACCGUCGUCUACAGCUCCCCCUACACCCUUGGCAGGCCCAGGUAGUUUCCCGGGAUCACAAUCGACGGGAUCUGCCGCCGCCGCGCCGUCUUCGCCACAGCCUCCAUCUGCAGUUCCUGCCUCGACCAUGUUGGGUUCGCGCAUGUCAGGCACUCUAACGGGGGUAGUUUCGCUUACAGACAUUCUCAAUUGCUUCGCCAAGUCGACAGGACUACACCCCACGGAUCCUGGGGCCCAGCGGGCGAGGCGGCGUAAAAGUUCCAGCAGCUCUAUGAGGGCAAGUAUUGAUUCUAUGCGAGCUGGGAGUGUGGAUCUGAGGAGGUAACCGGAUUCGGCUACGGGGCGAGCAAAGCCUUGAUUUGAUAUAGUAUUGCUUAUGCUGUGGACUAAGUCUAAUGCGAUUAGGUAGUGUUUCCAGCCUUAGGAUGCCCAACUAACAUGCGUUGCGUAGCACACGAUUGCCACCAACCUACGAGUUUACUCUCUUGCUUCUCGCGUCGUGAAAGUGUGGUCCCGUGGAGGAUGACGUUAGUACUGUUACUGUCCUUGUACAAGUAGUCCGUACGGAUAGUCAAAUGCCCUUUGCCUUAAUCUGGAAUUUGGACUAGGGAAAACUACCCCACAAUUGUGGCGCGGCACGGUAAGGCACCUGGUCUGGUAGGCUUCGAUCGACUUCAGGGUCUUCCCAGCC
This is a messenger RNA of Emericellopsis atlantica, 2200 nucleotides long. RefSeq lists its product as uncharacterized. The record is from RefSeq and is a predicted model, not a curated record. NCBI's taxonomy places the organism in Eukaryota, Fungi, Ascomycota, Sordariomycetes, Hypocreales, Bionectriaceae. Gene Ontology annotation, biological process: cellular response to glucose starvation; regulation of mitotic metaphase/anaphase transition. Bases 332 to 1834 code for a protein of 500 amino acids. The transcript is spliced from 3 exons. Gene Ontology annotation, molecular function: protein serine/threonine phosphatase inhibitor activity.